Molecule: messenger RNA, 5368 nt
Organism: Colius striatus (speckled mousebird)
Lineage: Eukaryota; Metazoa; Chordata; Aves; Coliiformes; Coliidae
Gene: SELENOO
Product: selenoprotein O
Exons: 9
Source: RefSeq, a predicted model, not a curated record
CCCACAGGCGCAUGGCCGCGUUGCGCAGCGGCCGCUGCUUAGCCUCGCAGCUGUCGCCGGCGGUGGGCUCGGCCCGGGCCGGUUCCUUUGGUGCUGUCAUGCAGGGGCCCCGAGCGGGCGGCCCCGAGGCGGGCGGCGGGGGCUGGCUGGGCGCUCUGCGCUUCGACAACCUGGCGCUGCGCUCGCUGCCGGUGGACGCCUCGGAGGACGGCGCGCCGCGGGCCGUGCCCGGCGCCUGCUUCUGCCGGGUGCGGCCCAGCCCGCUGCAGAACCCGCGGCUGGUGGCCAUGUCGCUGCCGGCGCUGGCGCUGCUGGGGCUGGAGGCGCCGGCCGGCGAGGCGGCGGAGGCAGAAGCGGAGGCGGCGCGGUACUUCAGCGGGAACCAGCUGCCGGCGGGCGCGGAGCCGGCGGCACACUGCUACUGCGGGCACCAGUUCGGCAGCUUCGCGGGGCAGCUGGGGGACGGCGCCGCCAUGUACCUGGGCGAGGUGCUGAGCCCGCGGGGCGAGCGCUGGGAGAUCCAGCUCAAGGGCGCCGGGCUCACCCCCUUCUCCCGACAAGCCGAUGGUCGGAAGGUGCUGCGAUCGAGCAUCCGGGAGUUCCUGUGCAGCGAGGCCAUGUUCCACCUGGGGAUACCGACCACCAGGGCUGGGACCUGUGUGACGUCCGACUCGAAAGUCGUCCGCGAUGUGUUUUAUGACGGAAACCCAAAAAGCGAAAGGUGUACAGUUGUUCUGAGAAUAGCCUCUACGUUCAUAAGAUUUGGGUCUUUUGAGAUUUUCAAACCUCCCGAUGAGUACACGGGACGCAAGGGUCCCAGCGUCAACAGAAACGAUAUCCGAAUACAGAUGCUUGACUAUGUGAUCGGCACUUUCUACCCAGAAAUCCAGGAGGCUCAUUCAGACAACAGUAUUCAGAGGAAUGCUGCUUUCUUCAAAGAGAUAACCAAGCGGACAGCGAGAUUGGUGGCUGAGUGGCAGUGUGUUGGGUUUUGCCAUGGCGUGCUGAAUACAGAUAAUAUGAGCAUAGUUGGACUAACCAUUGACUACGGCCCUUUUGGAUUUAUGGACAGAUAUGACCCUGAGCACAUUUGCAAUGGUUCUGAUAAUACAGGGCGCUACGCUUACAACAAGCAGCCAGAGAUUUGCAAGUGGAACCUGGGGAAGCUUGCAGAAGCUCUAGUUCCAGAGCUGCCCUUGGAGAUAAGUGAACUCAUUCUGGAAGAGGAAUAUGAUGCAGAAUUUGAGAAACAUUAUUUGCAGAAGAUGAGGAAGAAACUAGGCCUAAUCCACCUGGAACUGGAAGAGGAUAGUAAGCUGGUGUCUGAACUCCUCGAAACCAUGCAUCUCACAGGUGGAGACUUCACAAAUAUUUUCUCCUUGCUGAGUUCAUUCUCGGUAGACACUGAUCCUUCCAAAUUGGAAGCUUUCUUAGAAGAGCUUACGAGUCAGUGUGCUUCUGUGGAAGAACUGAAAGUUGCUUUCAAACCGCAGAUGGAUCCAAGACAACUGUCAAUGAUGCUAAUGUUGGCCCAGUCUAAUCCUCAGCUGUUUGCAUUAAUUGGAACAAAAGCUAAUAUAAACAAAGAAUUAGAGCGCAUUGAGCAAUUCUCUAAACUGCAGCAGUUAACAGCAGCUGAUUUACUCAGCAGAAAUAAAAGACACUGGAAGGAAUGGCUGGAGAAGUACAGAGUUCGUCUGCAAAAAGAAAUAGAAAGUGUUAGUGAUGCUGAUGCCUGGAACACUGAUCAUGUGAAGGUUAUGAAUUCAAACAAUCCAAAAUACAUCUUGAGAAACUAUAUUGCCCAGAAUGCCAUAGAAGCAGCCGAAAAUGGGGAUUUCUCAGAGGUAAGAAAUGUAUUGAAACUCUUGGAGAAUCCAUUCCAAGAAGCAGAAGGUCUUGGGGAGGUAACAGAAGAUGCAGAAGAGGAGGGAGCAACUGCUACAGCAGCUGCCUGUGCUCAAGAGACCAGGAGCAGACUACCAUAUUGCAGUAAGCCUCCACUGUGGGCUUCGGAGCUCUGUGUUACAUGAUCUUCAUAACUGCCUUGUUCUGGUUUUUGCUGUAAACUGAAGACUGAUAAUCCUUCAGCAGUGAAGAAUUCAGCAAGGCAAACAUCAAAGUGCUAUUAAGUUAUUGAAACAACCCUGCAUUUGGAUGCAUCUGCAACAGCCCCCAGCUGUGCUUAACUUGAAGCAAUCGUGGAUCGUUGGAACAAACCAAAGACAGUCAACAGCCCAUGCACCUCAGUAAUGUAAAUGUUUUGAGACUGAAAGUCUUUCCCUUAUUCAUACUGCCUUGCAAGCAGUAAGCAAUAUUUCAUCUUGAGGCAGGCUGAAUUCUGAACAUCCAAAUGGAGUUGUUGUUGCUGCAUGAAGACAAAAAUAGCAAGUCAGGAAUCUGAUGUGUUUUUGUCCGAUGUCAUAACUAAUAGUACUUCUGUCAUUUAUUUACUACUUUCUCUAUGCAGGGACUUGUAGUCCUCUUUAAUGGAGAAAUAGAUUCAGUGUUGCUUGUUUGAAGCUAUGUUUCAUUUAAUUAAGUAGUUCAUUCCUUGUGAACCUUCAGAUUGGUAUUUAAUUGUCUAUUUUCAAGAGAAUUUGUGGCAGCCAGGGAUUGGGGAGAGAAUUUUAUGGGUUUUUUAAAAAUACAUUAGGAGCAGAACAAAGGGAGACUAUGUACAUUUGCACUUGAAAGUCUUGAUGGUAAAGUUUAUUCAGGUUCAGCAUGUUUGCAUACAACAGGUGUAAAUAUUUACUAAAACCAUGGGUGCAGUUUGUAAGCCAAUUGCCUGGGGCAAGGUCAGUUACCCAGGUGAAUGUGCACCUUCAGCCAGCCCAGCACUCAAAUCCGAGUCCGUUGUCUAUUGAUUGUGUGUUCUUAACAGAGUCUCCUUACAUGAGAAGUGUGCAGGUGAGGUGCCUGUUCUGUAACACUGGUCAGUGGGAUUCUUCCAUCCCCACCCUGGUCUCACACCCUUUAAUUUGCUUCCAUGGUCUUUGGAAGUCUUUACACUGAAAGCUGCAGGUGAGGAACAUGCUGUUUGAGCCAGGUGAGGUUGUAGAGGAUAUGGGAGGAGCCAACUUGCUUGGAGGUUACUGAUAGUGUUUCGGGGAAGUUGGUUGCCUGUUGCCACAUCAGGGGGGAAAAAAAAAGUAGUCCUCUAGUUAAUUGCUCACCUGUGUGAGCCUCUUUUUAAAGAAUCCUGUUACUGGUUCAGACACCUGAAGCCUUGGGGAAACUUUAGUUUUAGUGCAAAGGUUUCUCUUUUCCAGAGACCACUGUCUUACACUGUGAGUUUAAGUGUACUCUAGUAAAUUCUUCUCCCAUCUCUGUGCAAGUGUGGUAUUAACUCAGGUUGAAUUAUGCUCUUUUAAGUCUUCCUGAAAUAUGACCUACCAAAAACCAGGGAGAAAGUUGGGCUACUGCUUAUCCAUCUGUACUAAUAACCAAUGUGUCUUUCUCACCACCACAGUGGAUAGGUGAUGCUUUGAAUAUAAACAUUCAUCCUGUCUUGCCUUCAACUGGGAGGAACUGAUGCUGAAUAGUGGUUUGUGACAAACUGGAGUCUCUGCCCAGUGCAAUGCUUUCUGGGAGUUUUUGGAGUUGUUACAGGAAAGGUGAGGGUGUUUACCUAAUCUGUGGAAGAAUGGUGUUGCUGAAAGAAGAGAUGCCCCAAAGCGGGCAACAAGUAAUGCCUAGCUGCUGCAGCUGCUCAUCCUCUAGAAAGCAUGUGUUUCUACAGGAGCUGAAGCCUUUCAUCAGGGAUUGUCCUUCCUCUGACUUCGGGGUACUAGUACCAAACCAUCUAAUGGGAACUGCAACAGAAAGUCAAUGCUGGGUAAAAAGGACAGCACAGGGGAAGGGAAGUGUGCUGGCAAUAUGAAAGGCGCUUCAAACGUAGCCCUGACAGGUUGGCAGAAAGAACCAGUGGUCUACUAUGGGGUGCCUGGCGCAGAGGAGAGUCAAGAGAUGGGGGAAGCUGCUCCAAGAUGAUCAAUGUAACUCUGUGGAUUUUGUUUCUCAGUUUAGAACUGUCCUUUAUGGAGGCAGAGGGGAACAGUGUUUGGGAGGAGCUCUGCUCAAGCUUUUGGCUCAACAGAGUGAUCUAAAAAGUAAUGAAUUUUACAACAUACCUAAGGGAUCAAAUCUUUUUAAUGGCAUCUUGAUAUUAACUUGGGGGAGGGGUGAGUAGGCCGCUAUUAAUAAUGGUGGAGAGGGGAAUGAUAUACCCUUGUCUGGACAUAGGAGAAGAAUUAACUACCAAGUUAUUUUGCAUAUAAAGAUACAAAUUCUUUUCACCUAUAAUGCCAAAACCAUGGAGAGAUACUUUGAAUUCAUAUGCUUUCAGUUUUAUCCUUUUAAAGGGAAAUUGCAUGUAACGGCGAGGAAUGAAAAUGUGAUGGUGUUUCCUGCUAGGUACAUUCUUUGCUUACAUAGAAAUCAAAUGCAAGAGGUCUAUAAAGCCUGAAAUGCCGACUGCAGCCUCGUGGUGUGGCUGUGUUGGUAAAGCUCCAUCUGUAACAGAUCCAGCGUGUUCACUGAUGAGUAGAAACACCAAGAGGGCCUUCCCACAGCGAGAGUGCACUGACAUUCCCUGCUGGGCUCCUCAGCGAGUGCAGGGAUCCUGGUGCCGCCUGUGUGAAGUAGGUGACAAUCAGAAGCCACGUGGGAUGCUUCUGCUCUUCCAGCACUCUCCUAUGAAGAAGCAGGUAGUAGUUUCAGCUCUGACAGGAGUUUCUUCUGUUCCUGGAGCAGUGUGGAAGCAGGAGGUUAUUCAGGAUAAUUAGACCAAGUUUUGUCCAGAUAAGAACUUUACCUCUUAGCUCAGUUGUUCAGAGAGAAGGGAAUACAGCUUUAACGUUUGGGAGUCUUGAAUCAUAAAUGCUUCUUGAUUUUUACAGCUUGCAAUUACAAUAGGUAAACCUGAAAAUAGUAUUUCUUAUUGGUCAAAUAUUCUCAUUGUUUGAAAGCCAUGGACUUGUGCUCAAAAUGGAUUGGUGACUCCUUACAGCAACAGCUUUCUGUGGAAACACUUUGAUUAGAGUUAAUCUCUGGCUAUGGAGCCAGAACUACCCUUGUGUAAAAGCAAGUGGUGCCCAGAUUACCAAACUGAAAUGAGAGCUCUUGGAGCCAUGUCUCUGGAUAGUCUCACGUGGAAAUGGGACUCUUCUCAUGGCUGUGUAAGAUUUCACUGUAACUCUGCUUCAUGAUCUUGUAAACCUGUAACUGCUGAAUGUUUUACCAUGAGCUUCACUCUGGAAUGUUUUGCAGGUUGGUUCUUGGAGGGUUUUUCUUGUGUGUUUUUUUUCCAAAUGCCUGCCACGGCUUCGAUUCUUUUAUUAAAAAAUGAAACAUGCCAUUUUAA